UUUCUCUCUCUCUCGCUCGGCGCCGUUUCGAUCUUUCUUUGUUGGAUACCAUCAAACGUGUUCUUCAGACAACCACCGUCCACCAUGGAACUUUUCUCCGGCGAACCUCCUCCUCCUCCUCCGUUGUCUUUCUCAUCAUCAUGCCUCUUUCAGGCUUGAUCAAAUUUCACGUUACAUCUUAUACAUAAGUAGAACGAAAUCGACCCUUGUCUUUCUUUCUCAAUGAACAAUCAACAACGCUGAGUGGCCGACAGAGAGAGAGAGAGAGAGAGUUGAGUCUUCGAAGAUGAACGACCUGUUCUCACAAUCCUUCAGGCGGUACACGGACCUGAAGAAGCAAGCCGAACAUGACAUGGAGAACGGAGUCGGCGGGGAAGACGGCGAGGAUAUGGCGCCGAAGGACGACGCCAACCUCGACCACUUCUUUGAGGUGGUGGAGAACGUGAAGGAGGACAUGAAGGCCAUGGAGAAGCUCUACCGGCAGCUGCAGGACACCAACGAGGAGACCAAGCGGGCUCACAAUGCCAAGACCGUGAAGGAGCUGCGCCAGAGGAUGGACUCGGAUGUGGGGCAGGUGCUCAAGCGGGCCAAGCUCAUCAAGGCCAAGAUCGCCGCCCUCGAGCGCUCCAACGCCGCUCACCGCAACAUCCCCGGCUGCGGCCCCGGCAGCUCCGCCGAUCGCACCCGCACCUCCGUCGUCAAUGGCCUCGGCAAGAAGCUCAAGGACGUCAUGGAUGAUUUCCAGGGCUUGAGGUCAAGGAUGGCCGCGGAGUACCGGGAAACCGUGGAGCGGCGCUUCUUCACCAUCACCGGCGAGCAACCGGACGAGCAGAUGGUGGAGAAGCUGAUCUCGACGGGCGAGAGCGAGAACUUCCUUCAGAAGGCCAUUCAGGAGCAAGGGCGGGGCCAGAUCCUGGACACCAUAUCGGAGAUACAGGAGCGGCACGACGCUGUGAAGGAGAUAGAGCGGAGCCUGCUGGACCUGCACCAGGUGUUCCUGGACAUGGCCGCGCUGGUUGAAGCGCAGGGCCAGCACCUCAACGACAUCGAACGGCACGUCGCCCACGCCCACUCUUUCAUCGGCCAUGGCGUCGAGGAGCUGCAGACGGCCAAGGAGUACCAGAAGAGCUCCCGGAAGUGGACGUGCAUCGCCUUCGCCCUCGGCGUUGUCCUCAUCCUCAUCCUCAUCAUGCCGAUCCUGACUCCCAUCUUGACUCGCCUCUGAUUCAUCACGGUUGCAGAGGUGGUGGAUUUGACGGUGCACCACGCACGGUGGUCGUGAUGGUGGUGGUGGAUGAUGAUGAUGCGGAGCAUCACGCACAUAAUUCAUAGCUUUCAUGGCUUUUUGUGUCGUGCGCGGAUGCUUCUUGGUGGUCUCUUUGCAUUUUCAAACUCACGGUAUCAUGGGAUCCAUUGAUGGCUUGUUAUGUAGGUGCAUGAAGCAAGAUGCAUGAUGCCUGGUAUUGUUGUAUAUUACCAAUCUGUAGUUGCAUUGGAAGUUACCGAAGCGCGC
Molecule: messenger RNA, 1513 nt
Organism: Nymphaea colorata (pocket water lily)
Lineage: Eukaryota; Viridiplantae; Streptophyta; Magnoliopsida; Nymphaeales; Nymphaeaceae
Product: syntaxin-124-like
Exons: 2
Coding region: 287-1225 (312 amino acids)
Biological process (GO): intracellular protein transport; exocytosis; vesicle fusion
Cellular component (GO): plasma membrane; endomembrane system; SNARE complex
Molecular function (GO): SNARE binding; SNAP receptor activity
Source: RefSeq, a predicted model, not a curated record